CCCCUUAAUAAAUAGCGAAAAACACCCGCGUGUACAUCAAUAUACGUUUUGUGACCACCUCCUCCACCCAAAAGGACUCCACCAAACUUCGCUACCAAGUGGCGUCCUCGUCACCGCAUUCUCUCUUCUUUCCUUCCAUCUCCUUUCUCCUUUCUUCGAUUAGUCGACACUUCCGAGGAAAUACUCAGCUGGGUUUUGUAAUCUUGCCUGAUUUUUGAUUAUAUCUGCUGCAAAUUCAGCCCUUUUGGUUGUGUGUUUUAUUUCUUUCUGAAAGCAAUGGAGUCGAAACUGUUGAAACUGGCAUCAUGUCCUGCUCUUUUAUCCCCUUCACCCAACAAAUUAGCCAAACCCGUUGUCCCUUUUCCGGCACAGAGCUCCAGAUGGAAUUGCCUCCGUUCUCAAUUUGUCACCUGGGGUACUCCGAAGCAUGGCAUUCCUGCCGUCCAGGCCGUUGCUAUUCCAAUUGGGUAUAAAGAUUCUAUCUUUACCUUCUGGGUUCGUUUUAUUUAAGAAAAUAUUGAUUCCUGGCUUGAUUCAUUUGUUGGGUCACAUAUGAUUUUGUUUGUUUUCGAUUGGUUGGUGGGGGUUGCUGUUGCCGUUUCUUUUGGUGUGGGGUUUUUUUAUGUUUUAUUAUAAGCGGUGGAAAGAUUUGGGGUUGGUGGAUUGAAGAAUGCUCUUUCUGAGACCCGUACCCGUUUGUACAGCUUCUUUCUGAAUUUGCAGAAGUGGAGCCUAUGGUUAUUUCUAUGAGAGAGGAUUUGAUUUGAAUUUAUUACAAAGCUUCUGUAGUUCUGUUUAACCUGUUCUUCAUUGACUUGAAAUUCAGUUUCCAGAAAAUUUUCACUUUCUGGAGUUGAAUGCAUUGGGCAAAAGAAUGUGAAAUUUUGUGGUUAUGAGGUAGCUCAUGUUGAAUUUCUUAGUAGUUUUUUCUGAAGCAAGUAUUUUAAUGUGUAUGUCACCUACCCGUCAUCUGAAUGUAAGGCUAGAUUUGGUAUUCAGUUUGCCUUUGGUUGUCAAUCCUUUUCAACCUACACGCAGCCUCAAACAGAUACAAGUGGGAAGUUUCGGUCUGCGAUCAUCUUUCUGGUCCAACACUAUUUUUUAAACAUCUACUUGCCUGCUGUAAUUCUGUCAUUUUAUACUAUUGGAACUCAUGCUGUAUAAACCCAAAUCAGAAUCAAACCUGACUUUGAAUCACUGUUUUGAAGUUGGGGUUGAACAGUUAUUAUCAGCAAGCUUGGGAUAAAUAGUACUGCUGGUUAAUGCGUUUUACAUUUUACACUUAGAUUACUGCAACCCUUUUCUCUGCUGCUGCGACAUGCUGACAAGCUGUUUUCCAGUUGAAGAAUGCUAUGGAUUGUAUGGCUCUAUUGCUUAAGUGGUUCUGCCGUACUUUAUAUUCUGAUGUUGCUCCAUCAAUUCACUUGUUUCAGAUACCAAAUGAAAAAGAGGGUUGAUGAGACUAACAUUUAUACCCUGGACGGUAUAAGAAACAGUUUGAUCCGACAGGAGGAUAGCAUCAUAUUCAAUCUUUUGGAGAGGGCACAAUAUUGUUUCAAUGGGGUGACUUAUGAUCCCGAUGCUUUUGCUAUGGAUGGAUUUAUAGGUUCUUUGAUCGAAUAUAUGAUGAAAGAAACCGAAAAGCUUCAUGCUAAGGUUGGAAGAUAUAAAUGCCCAGACGAGCAUCCUUUCUUCCCAAAUGAUUUGCCUGAUCCUAUGUUGCCGCCUUUGCAAUAUCCACAAGUUCUGCAUGCAGCCGGUGAUUCCAUAAAUAUCAAUCGUAAGAUUUGGGAUAUGUACUUCCGAGAUCUUCUUCCAAGAUUAGUUAAAGAAGGUGAUGAUGGUAACUAUGGAUCGGCAGCAGUAUGUGACACCAUUUGCUUGCAGGCCUUGUCAAAGAGAAUCCACUAUGGUAAAUUUGUUGCUGAAGCAAAGUACCAAGCAUCACCAGAAGUUUACAACGCUGCGAUUCUCUCACAGGAUAGAAACCGACUAAUGGCGUUGUUAACUUACCCGGAUGUUGAAGAGGUAAUAAAGAGAAGAGUAGAGAUAAAAACCAGAACCUACGGGCAAGAGGUGACCCUGGGUGCUGGAGAAAAUGAGAAUCAUACUGGCUUCAAAAUAAAUCCAUGCCUUGUAGCUGACCUGUAUGACGAUUGGAUAAUGCCAUUGACAAAGGAAGUGCAGAUUGAGUAUCUAUUGAGAAGAUUAGACUAGUAGGUUGGGUUGAGACUUGAGAGUAUCUUAGCUGAUGUAAACUAAACUAUCUACCCUUGUGGAUUUCUGGGUUCAGAAGCAUUCGAUUAUGAAAUGUGAAGUCGGGUGCUGGUUCCAUCUUAUAGGCUAGUUGGCAACUUGGCUAGCAUUUUCUAUGUUUGGGACUUUGGGGGGAAAACUCUUAAUAGAAUGGUUAGGGCCUGUACGAUAUUAAUCUCCCUGAAUUUCUCAUAGUUAACGUAAAUGUAUAGAUUAUUGCUGGAAGAGAUGAGCUUUUUUUUUUCUUUUUUUUUUUCAUUUAUGCUAUAGGCUUGAAUUUGCAAGGUAUAUAUAUACAUAUAUAUAAGGAAAAUCUAGAGUCCCGUUGGUCAAUUUUACAGAACCGUAUCGUUCUAUCUUUAAUCAAUCAAUAUUGAUGAUAUAACAUAUAAUCAUGGGGAUCAAUAUUGAGGAUAUAACAUAUAAUCAUGGGGUGAGAAACUUUCAACAAUUUCUCAAACAAAUUACUCUUUUGGUAUCAUCAAUUUCUCAAACUAAU
Molecule: messenger RNA, 2755 nt
Organism: Oldenlandia corymbosa var. corymbosa
Lineage: Eukaryota; Viridiplantae; Streptophyta; Magnoliopsida; Gentianales; Rubiaceae
Source: the annotation of a GenBank genome assembly